Messenger RNA from Cyprinodon variegatus (sheepshead minnow), 1182 nucleotides. Its product is annotated as E3 ubiquitin/ISG15 ligase TRIM25-like. The coding region runs from base 40 to 1182 and encodes 380 amino acids. The transcript is spliced from 3 exons. Gene Ontology annotation, molecular function: zinc ion binding. The record is from RefSeq and is a predicted model, not a curated record. Lineage: Eukaryota; Metazoa; Chordata; Actinopteri; Cyprinodontiformes; Cyprinodontidae.
GAAACUAAAGUCACACAGCCACCGUGACUGAGAGGAGAAAUGGAGCAGCGGGCAGUUCAGCUGGAUCUAGAAACCUUCUCCUGUUCCAUCUGUCUGGAUCUACUGAAGGAUCCAGUGACUAUUCCCUGUGGACACAGCUACUGCAUGAACUGCAUUAAAACACACUGGGAUGAAGAGAAUCAGAAAGGAAUCCACAGCUGCCCUCAGUGCAAGACAACAUGUACACCAAGGCCUGUCCUGGAGAAGAACACCAUGUUAGCAGCUUUAGUGGAGCAGCUGAAGAAGACUGGACUCCAAGCUGCUCCUGCUGAUACCUUCUAUUUUGGACAUGAAGAUGUGUUCUGUGAUUUCUGCACUGGAGGAAAACUGAAAGCCAUCAAGUCCUGUUUAGUCUGUCUGGCCUCUUAUUGUGAGAAACACCUUCAGCCCCAUUAUCAUGUGGCUCCACUGAAGAAACACAAGCUGGUGAAACCUUCAAAGAACCUCCAGGAGAACAUCUGCUCUGAUCAUGAUGAGGUGAUGAAGAUGUUCUGCCGCACUGAUCAGAAGUGUAUCUGUUAUCUCUGCUCUGUAGAACAACAUAAAGGCCAUCGCACAGUCUCAGCUAAAGAAGAAAGGACUGAGAGGCAGAGAGAGCUGGAGGAGAGACGAGGAAAAAUCCAGCAGAGAAUCCAGGACAGAGAGGAAGAUGUGAAGCUGCUUCAACAGGAGGUGGAGGCCAUCAAUCACUCUGCUGAUAAAACAGUGGAGGACAGUGAGAAGAUCUUCACUGAGCUGAUCCGUCUCAUCCAGAAAAGAAGCUCUGAUGAGAAGCAGCAGAUCAGAUCCCAGCAGGAAACUGAAGCAGCUGUGUCAGAGCUCAGAGAUAAACUACAGGACAUUAUGAGAGACACAUGGACAAACAUCUCACUGACAAUCACUGAUGUGGAGGGAUUAUUGUUGCAACCAGAACCCCAGAGCAAAGCUGAAUUUUUAAAAUAUGUAUGUGAAAUUACAAUGGAUGAAAACUCAAUCCAUCCCACUUUCCACGUUUAUCAGAUCAAACCCGUCCUGACCAGUCCGCUUUGCCCUCCUUCCGACUCCCCUCCUCCCCCCCGUGACAUUGAUGGGCAUCCUGCUUACACCGUUCGCCGGAUCGUAGACUCCCGUCGUCGGGGCGACUGGGAAGGUGGCGGUCGUUGA